Pyrenophora tritici-repentis Pt-1C-BFP is the source of this 342-nucleotide messenger RNA. The record is from RefSeq and is a predicted model, not a curated record. Lineage: Eukaryota; Fungi; Ascomycota; Dothideomycetes; Pleosporales; Pleosporaceae.
AUGGCGCGAGUCGAGUGUGAGAGGGGCGAGCCGACGCCAAAGGGACGCAGAUUCAACCGACGGCGGCUGUUCGCUCGCUCAGGCGCUCAAAUGUGGGCUGUCUGCAUCCCGGACGUCGACCCCCAGUCGUGCUUUCUGAUUGGAGGCCGUGCACGAGUCCUAGUGCAAGUUGCAGUUGGCCCCCUGGCUCCUCUCCCCCCGCGCGUGUGUGCCGGUGGGUCGCUCGUCUUUGGCGAACCAUCAGCGAACACCCCAUCUGAGAGCCAGAGAGUCGGUUUCUUCGGCCAGCUAGCUGCAGCGUGUCCGACCGGCGUUCCCGCCGUACUGGCGCUGCGAGGAUGA